This is a messenger RNA of Rotaria sp. Silwood1, 1686 nucleotides long. Lineage: Eukaryota; Metazoa; Rotifera; Eurotatoria; Philodinida; Philodinidae. The record is from the annotation of a GenBank genome assembly.
AUGCGUUGGGAUGUACGUCAUCUAGAACAUGAUGUCAUUUAUUGGGAUAUUGUUGUUGUGACGACAUUGGACAAUGUUCAAAAAGAUGCUUAUGAUACUUUAAUACAACAACGUUCAACAAUUAAUCGAAUACCACUUGGUGUCGACUAUCUUGUCAUUACUGAUCCUGGCAAGAUUGGUAAUGGUGGAAGUACAAUGCAUGCAAUGCAUGUACUUGAACAGCAAUAUGGUUGGGAUGUUUUACGUAGAAAACGUAUUUUAUUAAUACAUGCUGGUGGUUAUUCACAAAGGACACCAACAACAAGUUGUCUUGGAAAAAUUGCAACGAGUAUUCCAAAAGGUUGGCCAACAUAUGAUUUACUUGAUAUAAAAUUAGCUCUUUAUUCAUUAUUUCCUGCUCGUAUGCCAAAUGGAGGUGUAUUUUUAUGUUCAUCAGAUACAAUAGAAUUAUUUGAUGAAUCACAUACGUAUAUUAAUUGGUUAUUAACAGAUGAUUUUGUUGCAUUUGCACAUCCAUCAUCACUUUCAGUUGGUACACAACAUGGUGUUUUUGUACUUGAUCCAACUGAUAAACGUAAAUGUAUUUGUGUUUUACAAAAACCAACAAUUGAACAAAUGAAAAUUCAUAAAGCUAUAUGGUGUCAUGGUGAAGAUGAAUUUGUUUAUACAGAUAGUUUAUUUUAUUUUAAUAUGAAUGUUGCUCAACGUUUAGCUGAUAUUUAUAGACAAGAACAUAAUAUUCAAUGUGAAAUUGAUUGUUAUGGUGAUUUUAUGAAUCCAUUAGGUAUUUGUCCAUUAUCAAGACCUAUAGGAAAAGAGAAUGAUAAUAAUCAACAAUGUAUAAGAAUAAAACAAAAACUUUAUGAUUCAUUACUUGAUUGUCAUUUACAAGUUAUUAUAUUACAUAAAUCAUCAUUUAAUCAUACAGGUACAAAUGAUGAAUAUCUUGAUAUUUGUUGUGGAAUAGGACCAACUGGUCAAGAAAUAUUUGAUGAAUUAAAAUUAGAAAAACAUGUUGGUUGUAAAGUAUUUGAUGAAGGUCGACAUGAUACAAUUGAUUUUUGGCAUGGAAUUCUACCUGCAUUACCUCAUGGUGAUACAUUACAUCAUCAACCUUCUGCUCCUGAUGUUCAUGGUUGUGUUAUACAUAGUUUUAUUCAUCCGAAAUGUCGAUCAUCAAAACGUUCAUUACUUGAAUAUUGUUGUAUUGGUAUACCAAUGCAUAUAAGUGAAAAUACAAUAUUAAGUAAUAUAACACUAUUAACAUAUUCUGAUUUUAAUCAAAAUAUUCUUUAUCUUCCAUCAAAUUUAAUUAUGCAAACAAUUCCUUUAAAUGAUGAAUUAUUUGCAACAUUUGCAUUUGGAUUUCAUGAUAAUAUGAAAAUAACAUAUAAUAAUAGUGAUAAAAUAAUGUAUUUUGGUCAAACAUUAUCAACAAUAGCUAAAAAAAUUCAUCGUCAUAUGAAUGAUUUAUUUGAUGAUGAAAAUAAUAAAUCAUUAUGGACAUUAAAAAUUUUUCCUGUUACAAAAAAUCCAAAUGAAUCAUUUGAAAAAACAUUAAAAUUAUUUUUAUUGAAUGAUUUUACUAUGUUUGAACAACAAUAUGUAUCAAUUCAAGAAAUUCUCAAACAUCGUGACAUAUCAUUAACAAUUCAAUAUCGAUCAAAUCUAAUUAAUUGUACAUAA